UCCUGCAUGCAGCAGGAUCACAAAGGUGUCCUGCUUGAUCCAGGCGUUUUGAGGUUGUAUUGACAAUCCUGGAAAUACCUGAAUUUCUUAACUGAAGUAACCAGAAAGUUAUUAGAAAGAAAACUGCAAAUGCUUUAUACCGCUUUACAGAGUGUGUGGGCAAUUAGCGAGGUGGCUUUUCAUAGCGUGAAAAAGGAAAGUCCUUUUUUUCUGCUGAAACACGUUUGAGCUAAACUGCAACACGCAUCAACUUCUACUAAAAGAGACGGCGGCGGACUAUAGAAGCCACCCUAGAAGAUGGAAGUCAGGCAUGACUGGCUCUCCUCAUCCCCCCAUGAGGGCUUCGAGCAGAUGAGGCUGAAGAGCAGACCCAGGGAGCCUUCCCCAAGCCUCACCAGAGUAGGUGCGAACUUCUACAGCACUGUCAAGCAGCAGGACUACAGUGCCAGUGUCUGGCUGAGGAGGAAAGACAAACUGGAGCACUCCCAGCAAAGAUGCAUUGUGAUCUUUGCACUGGUAUGCUGCUUUGCAAUUCUGGUUGCACUGAUAUUUUCGGCAGUGGAUAUUAUGGGAGAAGAUGAGGAUGGACUAUCAGAAAAGAACUGUCAAAAUAACUGUCGGGUUGCUCUCGUGGAAAAUAUUCCUGAAGGGAUCAACUAUUCAGACAGUGCACCAUCCCAUUUGUCUCUUUUCCAAGGCUGGAUGAAUUUGCUUAAUAUGGCUGAAAAGUCUGUUGACAUAGUAUCUUCCCAGUGGGACCUCAAUCACAGUCAUCCAUCUGCAUGCCAGGGUCAGCGUCUUUUUGAAAAAUUGCUUGAACUGGCGUCCCGAAAUAUUGAGAUAAAACUAGUGAGCGAUAAACUGCCCGUGGAAUCAAAGGUAUUAAACGACUUGAAAACAAAGGGAGCUGAAGUGUUGUAUAUGAACAUGUCAGCAUAUAAUGAGGGUCGGCUUCAGUCAUCAUUCUGGAUUGUUGAUAAACAGCACGUAUACAUUGGAAGUGCCAGCCUAGACUGGAGAUCGUUGGGACAGAUGAAGGAACUUGGCGUCAUUGUAUACAACUGUAGCUGCCUGGUCCUGGAUUUACAAAGGAUAUUUGCCCUGUAUAGCUCAUUAAGGUACAAGAACAAAAUACCUCCGAGUUGGUCUAAGAGACUCUAUGGAGUGUAUGAUACUCAAAAUAAACUGACACUGCAACUGAACGAGACAAAAUCAGAAGCUUUUGUGUCGAACUCACCUAAACUCUUCUGCCCCAAGGACAGAGUCCUGGAUAUUGAAGCUAUCUACAGUGUUAUUGACGAUGCCAAACAGUUUGUGUACAUCGCUGUCAUGGACUACCUGCCCAUUGUCAUCGACACCAACGCGAAACGGUACUGGCCGUAUUUAGAUGGGAAGAUCAGAGAAGCAUUGGUUUUACGAAGUAUUAAAGUACGCCUUCUCAUAAGUUUCUCAAGAGACACAGAUCCCCUUACUUUUAACUUUGUUUCAUCUCUGAAAGCUAUUUGCACUGAAGUUCCAAGCUGUAGUUUGAAAGUUAAAUUCUUUGACCUUGAGGAAGAGAGUGCCUGCUUUCUUAAAGAACAGAGGAACACUUCCCUUCCCAAACUGAAUCGUAACAAGUACAUGGUGACUGAUGGAGCUGCUUACAUUGGUAAUUUUGAUUGGGUAGGAAACGCUUUUACGCAGAAUGCUGGAGCUGGCCUUGUUAUCAACCAAGCAGACACGGGGAACAGCACAAGCAUCAUUAAGCAACUCAAGGCUGUUUUUGAAAGGGACUGGUAUUCACAUUAUGCCAAAAGUUUACAACCAACAAAAAUCCCAAACUGCUUUAACCACAAACUCAAUAAAGGAACUUCAAAUAAGACUGCCAUCAGCAAUGUGAAUUAGAAAGACAAUUUUACCAUUUAGUAUGGCAAUGAAGAAUUAUGUUGGGGUGUAGCCUUCUUUCAUAUUUACAGACAAAAGACUUAAAGAAAA
Hirundo rustica (Barn swallow) is the source of this 1977-nucleotide messenger RNA. It is a transcript of the gene PLD5, whose product is annotated as phospholipase D family member 5. Gene Ontology annotation, molecular function: catalytic activity. NCBI's taxonomy places the organism in Eukaryota, Metazoa, Chordata, Aves, Passeriformes, Hirundinidae. The transcript has 12 exons. Bases 298 to 1887 code for a protein of 529 amino acids. The record is from RefSeq and is a predicted model, not a curated record.